Messenger RNA from Mercenaria mercenaria, 6763 nucleotides. RefSeq lists its product as uncharacterized. The record is from RefSeq and is a predicted model, not a curated record. The coding region runs from base 820 to 4707 and encodes 1295 amino acids. The transcript is spliced from 6 exons. Lineage: Eukaryota; Metazoa; Mollusca; Bivalvia; Venerida; Veneridae.
UAAAAUGCAAGUUGUGCGUCUUUUGUUAUUCCUUCUCUUGAGAAGGAAUAUUAUAGUUCAAUAAGUCACACUUGACUGAGCUACUGAUACCGAAAGCUGUUGUCAUUACAAGCUGGCCAAUAAAACUCCGUGACCUUAGAAAUAACCUCUGACGUUAGACUAUUCUUUCCUAAUUGAGGCGACUCUCAGACUGAACGCGUUCCGUGGAUUACAUAUUACUAAACCCGAGGAUGUUAUUUCCUCCAUUCUUGAGGAACAUAACAUACAUUCAGUCGACCAGAUAGACAUAUAUCAGCAAAUUUAAAUGUAAACAACUAAAUAUUAUCGUUACCUUGAAAUGCAUAGUUAAUAUAUGAAAACAAACCCCAUUGCGACCCUCUAAUUAUGCGCAACAAAUUCACGCAUCGAAUCGUAAAUGAUUAACCGGGUCAAUGUCUUAUUGCUGUAUUUACUCUACUGAAAGUGGUAACAGAUUUAAUUUGUUGUUGGAUUUAACAAUUUAUGUUAAAUAACUAGCGCAAAUACUUACUUGAAAUUUUUGGCAGUAUAAAACAGACAUUGCAACCAAAAUUUUACAAGAUGAUAUCAUUUUACAUUUAUAUAGAUAUGCCCUAGAAGGAACUUUUGCUAUGCUUUAACUUGUACAAAUUAUUUACUUCCGUUUUCUGUUCUAUGAAAUUGUAAUAAAGUUGUCACGGGACACCUUAUUAAGAACGCCGCCUGUCGAUCAUGAGGAAGUUAUGAAAUUAGGCAAUAAUGAUGAUUUGUUCAUAGGAUGAUUUGUUUGCCGGGAAAUUAUUAAGAGGAUAUGCUGACAGCAUGACUCAUCAACAGCGGUUAGAAAAUCCAUUGUAUACGAACUGGGUGAGAGGAGCACUGGGUCUAGGAUACCUAAAGGAAGGUUUGUGUGACUUUGUUGAUACAAAAACAAAGGAACAGCAUCAAGAGUUGAUAGCAAAUGUAAACAGAAGUCAACCUUCUUUUAGCCAAUUUACAAGAGUGUGUGAUCAUUGUACGCUGGAUAAUCUGCUUCCCGACCAUGCCAGUUUAGGAAAGAAAUGCAUCCAAAUGAUAAAAUCGAAAUGUUUUUGCAACUCGAGACAAGGCAGACGAAAAUGUCCGAACGGCAUUUGUAGCCGAAUGUACGAUCUUAUAGUAGACGGACAUUUCUACAGAGACCCGUUGUGGAAGAAUACGAACCCCGAGCUUUGGUGCACUGAUCAUUGGAGCAUAGCAAAAUGUUUCCUCACUAAUCCAAGCCAAACAACUUUGGCUAAGGACACGGACGCCUCCGGGCUUCUUGGAAUUAUUACCAACAAUCUGUUUUUGCAGAAGGAAUUAGCUACCACGAUUUGUUCAAAUGAUCCGGCUUUAAAAGAUUCUUUUACAAAAGCAAGGGAAGCCAGAAACGAAAUACUUCACAGCCCUACUCUUGAACUACAAGAUUUUCAAAUGAAUGCAUAUAUCAAUACGUUUAUAGAUGUUCUGUCGGACAAGAAGUAUCUUGUACAUGAUGCUGCAGCCCAAAAUGCCAUCAGAAACCUUUCACAGCUAAAGAGCAGCCAGAUAUACAUCAACUUGAAAAACGAAUUACAGAUACGAAAGGACGCACUGCAAGCUUUAGAGGAGAAAAAGUCAGAAGCUUUGAACGAGAUAGAUUCAGCACAGACUGAAGCUUUACGUAUACUCCAGGCCCAGUGUAAUGUAAGAAAAGAAACUGAAGCGGACACAAGAGCAUCAAUAGCGGAAAGUAAUGAAAAACACACUCAGAUAACAUCACAACUUAGAAAAAUAGAGGCUACUCAGAGAAUUAAAGGAAAGGAACUGCAUCAAAUGGAUAAAAGAUUGAAAAGGUCUGAGGCUUUACAGUUAGAGUUGGAAGAAAAGGUUGAUUUGAAUCAAGAAAAUAUACAGAAACAGAUUGAAACAGUAAAAACCCGCCAAAAUGCUCAGGAGCAGGUUCUAAGUCAACUAGCCGUACAAAUGAAGGCACUGCAGCAGAAAAUAAACGACAUGAAGACUUCUAACACAGAUUUGCACAUUUUGAAAGACAAACACAAACAAAAUAUAGAAACUCUAACAAGGCAAGCAGAUUUGCAGACAGAACUUAUAACACUGUAUCAACAAUAUUAUCUAAAGACAGAUGUAUCACCGCUUCUACCAGAAGAGGAUGUUGAUGUGGAUGAAGUUUUUGUGCCUUUAAAGAUGGAAAGAUUGUACAAACCCGAUCAGAAAGAUUUACGUAGAGGCGACCCAGUUUACUUUUUCAAAGAUAUAUUUUUCCAUGGCGAAACAAGAUUUAGAAAUAUAUUCCUUACUGCAGAUGCUGGUGUUGGAAAAACGACAUUUUGUAGAAAACUUACAUCAACUUGGUGUAAAGUACACUCGCGUACAAAACCUACAGGAAACUUGCUCAACGUCAGUACACAAAGGUCAAAAUUCAGAACGAAAGAAAACAUAGAAUCAAGAAAUAAAGACACGAUGAUUAAAUUUACGUAUCUUUUUUACGUAAGUUUAAGACACACAAAUGAAGAAAAGACUAUUGAAGAAAUGAUACGUGUUCAGCUACUCACAGAAAGAAACAGGGACUUGUUAAUCACGAUUUUAGAGGAGCAGCCUGAUAGUUGUCUGGUUAUUUUAGAUGGCCUAGAUGAAUGGAAUGCUCCGCUUAAACUUCCAAAAUCGCCAUUUAUUACCAGUGGUCUACCAGAUAAAGAGGUUAAACGACCGUAUGUAACAUUGUACACCACAAGGCCUUGGAAACUUGAAAAUAUACGACCUAAAUCGGGAGAAGUCGAUAUUGAGAUUAAAUUGAUGGGAAUUGAUGCAGUAGAAGCUGGUAAAUUAGCAAACACUGUUGUAGAAAAGCUAAAUAAGAGUACUUAUACGUCUGUGAAUGUUGAAGAUUUCAUUCAGGCUUUGGAAUUAAAGGAACUAAAAACCUUUGAGUCAACCCCUAUCCUUCUCAAACUGUUGGCAUGUCUUUGGCACGAGGAACAGAGUCUUGGUGCCUCUUUAUGUGGCAUAUAUUGUUCUGUACUGGAGCUGCUUCUACGUGUCGCAAUCGAACGCAAUUCAAAUGAUGAUCUUUUUAUGAAAACAUUGAACAAGCUUCAAACAGCCCAAGAACAAAGUCUUCCCACUCUGACAUUUUUCCAAAACAAAAGCAUUUGCAAAACUCUUAUAGAAUUUUUGAAAUUACUUGCUAAGUGUGCCUUUAAGGCAUUGUUUGAAAGCACACAAAAGGCUGCUCUUGUAUUUGAAGGCACUGAUUUAUCUACGUUUGGAAUAUCUCAAGAGGAAAUGCAGUUUUGUCUUAAAACAGGAAUUAUGUCUCAGCGUUUACUACCCGGAAUAUCCGUCAUCAACAGGUGUAGAUCUGUCACAUUUAUUCACAAGACCUUUCAAGAAUUCUUUGCUGCUCUAUACGUGGUUACCUCGAAUGACGAGCUGGCUCUUGAUACAGUUUUGCGAGUUUGUAAUAGUGUAGAAAAAGUUUUAGAAAUGGGAAAAGUUAUUCAGUUCAUCGGUGGAAUGUGUCCAUCAAUUUUAUACAACAUUUCUGAGCACAUAGCCAAACUGACAGAUGAAGACGCACGUUUCAAAGCGUAUAGAUCUGUUGAUUCUUCAAUGAUUUAUAUUGUUAUGAUACAGGAUUUACUAUUCUCAAGCAUAAAAGAAUCAUUAGACUGUGGACAUACUGAAUUACCUCAGUUCAAAUUAAGGGAUGUUCAUCUUUGGAACGAAGAUACAAAUGAAUGCGUGUUGUAUGUAGACCCUUGUUACAUAAAAUCACUGAGCAGCAAUUCUUGCAUAACGACAGACAUGAAAACGCACAUUUCCGAAACACAAUCGUUAAAGCUUAUAUUCUUUAGUGGUCUUUUUGGAGAAUUUCCGAAAAAGGAAUUCUUUGAUAUAGUAGAAAAGUCAUGCGAGACGUUAGUUUGCCUUGUUAUUAAAACGGCAAAUAUUGAAAGACAAGGAAAGUUCAACUUCCCGAAACUACACACACUGACAAAGAUUGUGUUAAGUGAUGUUACGUUAGACCAUUCAACAAUGAUUUGCCUUUUGUCUGGGUCUCCCCAUUUGCAUGAAUGUUUCGCGAUGUGUGUGUACUGUUUCAAGGAUGAAAAUUGCCAGUGCAAUAGUACUUCAACAAAAGAAGAGCCAAUUGUUAAUUUAGUUAGUACAAAUGUUCAUCGUUUCGAAUGCAGAUUUGGUUGUAAUCUUUUUCGCCAUGUUCGCAAGGCUGAAAAUCUUUCAGAAAUCUGUGUAGCUAACCUUAAGGACCCAGAAACAAUGACUGACAUAGCUAGAAUCAUCCAGACAAGCAAGGCAUUAAAAACCUUACAGAUUCAUGGCAUUACAUCUGAAAUUAUGGCAUUACCGCUUCCAAGUGAGCCGAACACAUUGCGCUCCAUUCAGUUAAGUGAAAUAAGCGUACGUAUGAUAGCUGUGUUGAACAUUAUAGAAGCUGCUCAGAAAACAGACGAUUCCUUUGUCAUGAAGUUUGAUAAUGUAACGCUAACAACGGGUCGAAUUGAUGAGAUGAAAGAGGUUGUAGGACGCUCGAAAACUUUUCAGAUUGAUUCAUUUCGAAAACGCUAUAAAAUAAAGGGUAAUUUUAAACGACCCAAAUACAAGAAUUCACCAGGCUCAGAAGCAGUGUUUUCAAUGGUUUUGUCGAAAGCUAACAGAAACAAGUAGACAGUAGUGGAAAAAAGAAAGACAAUAAAAAAACCAAACAAAGUUUCAAAGCAGCGGUUUACUGCUAAGCAAGAUACCGCAAAUACAGUUUUUAUAUUGUGUGAUCUAACUCGGCCAGUGGAUCUUCAAGUGCAACAAUUUUAAAAUCUAAUAAAAUCUUAUAAUAAAAUUUGUAAAAAGAUCCUGUGGCAGCAAAGAAUGCAACCAAGGUGAAUAAUAGCAGACUCGGUUUGAUUGAGUCUGUUCAUGAGUGCAACACCUGUCACGCCCGCUAGCACCGGCUUAAGCAGAACUCAAUUACACACGUGUUGAAUGGACUCCAUGAUCCCAAAGGACCAGAAAAUAUAACAACACUAAGUCUUCUUGUUAAACCGUUUUCAGCUUCCAAGAUAUUUUGGGGAUCAGUGCUUUGUCGUCUGCUUUUAUUUCUUAUUAGUUGAAAAUUGAUUUUUUUGAAUGUAAUGGCUUUGGCAAUAUCGUAUAAGAAACCAUCGACUCUGUUAGAGAAUUGACAUUAUGACCUAUGGAUUUCAGAUCUCGCAUAGUUUUGAGUUUUCUUGGUAGACUUUGAAACAUUUGAAUUGUCACCAUUUAUCGAAAUUGCUAUAUGUUCAGCUAAUUAACAAGCAACAGUGUUUCUAUAAAUAAAUUAAAAAGGAUCUUCUCUGUAGUUGAUUUGAUUACUAGCAAAAUAUACCCAGGCCCAGUUCGAAAAGUGGAGCAUUGUCAAGGGAUCCGAUCAAUACAUAGCAGAUGACAGUUGGAAGCGGAUACGGUGUUUUAAGGGCAUAUCAAAUAAAGAUACACCCUGUUUAUAGCAAGUCUGCAAAUAGUGACGACACAUCGUUGGAGCUGUGAUUUAUGUCGGCUUCACCAUCAAUGUUACUGCCUCAGCACACAGACAUAUUUUAGGGCGACCAGAGAGAACCACAUCACGCGUAUUCUUUUAAAAUAUUAAUAAUCCGCAACAGUGAGGUUUUCAAUAAUUAAUAAUUAACUGAAAAUUGUUCAUUUAAUUUUGUCAGUGAGACAUAAUAGAUAAUAGUUAUGUAGUACUAGUUAUAAGACGUUUUGCUCAAAUCAUAGCUUACUUAUUUUACAUGUAGUAACAUUUAAUAUCAUGUAUUUAUAGUCAUUUAAAAAGACUUUAGUAAUCGCCAAAGUUUAAAUGUUAGAUCAGGCAUUUGUUAUUCAAAGACAUUUUAGCGAUCUGCAGGAUUGGAAGCAACUAAAUAUAAUAUUCGUUACUUUAUUACAGCUGGCAUCAGAUGUCCUCAGAUAAAGCAUAUGAGGUCAGAAACUGUCAUUUUUGUUAAUUUCAUACAUUUUUUACGUUUCGUGUCGCCAGAGUUUUUGUGAUAUUAGAGUCGAAUCAUAAAUUACAAACCAGAUAUUUUAAACGUAUGAUGUAUUAUCAUAUUGGUGUCGAAUAGCAUUUUGCUUUUUUUUUCCGAGAAAAAAUAUUCUUGUCUCGUGCUAUUAAAAGCAAAGUCAUAACUUCACAUAUAGACUGGCUCUUCACACACCUCCAUUUCGUCUCGUGGUUACGCGCAACACCAGCAACGAACGUCGCGCAACCCAUUUUAAGCGUAAUCCCAGCGGGAUUUGAAUUGCGCGUUUACUACCCGUGACAGAACAUUUAAUUUGCGAAUCACCCCAAAAAGCCAUACACUUCAUAUUUCAGAUUCAAUUGUAGCUUUAUUGUACGAUAUCGACCGUUAAAUUGUUCAAAUGUAUGUUGAAAAAAUGUGUAUGGUUUUGUUUUAUCCUUCCAAUACUCUUUUGUUUAAGUUAUUAGUUGCAUUUGUAAAUACUGCUGCGAUAAGCAUUUUAGUCUACUCGGUCACGUUUAAUUAGUAUGAAGAUAAUUAGGGAAUUAUCUGUUUGUUGCAUGAGCAAUUGUUCUAAAACUAGUAUGAUAUUUGCUGUAUUAUUAAGGAGGAUUUAAAUCUCACUAACCCUCAGGUUUAUUAUUGUUUUAUUUGAAUGAAAAAAAAAAAUGUAUGUUUAUAUAUGUGCUAUUACCAACAUCAAAUAAAGUGGAAGUAUAAAUAGU